CAUGUAUAUAACAACUUGAAGAGGAGGUCAUAACCUGUUCAAAUCUUUUUGUGGAUGGCAGUCUAUUCUCAUUGUUAUAGAGUAUCAUCAUCAUAUUGCGAUGGUUGAUAAGUUGCUUUGAUGUAUCAGUUUGAAAUUCUUCCUCACCACGCAACUUUUCAGCUUAUUCAAUAGGUAAGCUUUCAGUUUUCAAUUACGAACACCACUGGACCCAACAGUAAUAAACGUGACUUUAUUUCACAGCCCAUUAUCAUGCUCUAGUUUCAUUCCAAAUUUCAUUUAUUUGAAUAAGAUCUAAAUCAAUUAAACCACUUACGUAAUCUAGAUAUGAACUUUCACUGUUUUAUGAUGGGUCUUUAAUCUAGUAUCGCUUGCCAUCGAGUGGAAAACAACAUGCUGGCCGUUACAUUUUAUCUUUUCAAACUACGAAUAUUUACUCUGGAACAAAAACUUCAAACUUUUGGUUCAUACUAAAUGUUGCAAUCCUGCGGUUGGCCUAAUCUCACCUGUUGAGCGAAUCAAAAUCGUCAACCGGACUCGAUCUGAAAAUGAUGGCCUCACAGGAGGUGUCAUUGGACCAACUAUUGGCCUCUAACUCUAUCAAGAUCGAACUGCUACCCCAAAAGAAAGGUCUCGUUUUCAAGCACGUCGAAUACAAUGUGGUGUCAGCUAAGUACAAAUCGCAAGUGGUGAGACGCUACUCGGAUUUUUUGGCUCUUAACGAGUUCUUGGUGGGGAGAUAUCCGUAUCGCCUCGUUCCAAAACUCCCCCCGCAAAAGCUGGCCGCUUUGUACGUUGGAACAGACUCGGACUUUGCGAGUUCUCGAAAACGAGCCUUGACGAGAUGGCUCACCUUGCUGAAUUGUCACAAAAUUUUCAGCAAAGAUCCCAUGGUUGAGCACUUCCUCACUUUUAUGGGCAAUGAUUUCCUGACCAUCUUUAAGGAGCAAUUCAAAAGCUUCCCGGAUGAGUUCAUCACAGAUGAGGAGGCGUUCAAAUCUCGUGAUGAGAUCACCGCCGAGAUCCGGCAAGAAGUCGAUGCUGGACGUUCCCAAGUGUGUGUCCUCACAAAUGUAGUCCUCAAGCUUGUGGAUCUCUUGGAGAACCUAGUUGCACGUUCCACUGCAUCUGGAACGGAUUUGGAGGAAUUUGGAAGAGAACUAGCCAGCUUGUCCAAUGAAGGCUAUCUCACUCCCAAGCAAUCUCCUGGCGGGGGUUGGCUGAGUCUGCAAAAAGCUCUCCAUGCCACCACAAACCAUUUCAACAACCUGUCCUCGCAAUGGAGCGAGAAUGCCUUGAGAUUGGACAGGGAUGUUCUCGAGUCGCUCAAGAUGCUUCAGGAUUUACUUUUGGGCUACAAGGACUUAUGUGCACGGUUAGAUAAAAAGUGUCUAAUGAACGAUCAAAAGAAGUCUUGGGAGAAGAUCCAAAUCUUUCAAAAGGGCAAGGCAACGGGAGUUCUAGUGAAUGAUCCCAAGCAGAAGGAGUUCUUGGACAAGCACCUGGAGGACCACAUGGUCAAUCUAAUCGAUCUCGAAGCCAGAGGAGCCUUCAGUACCCUAUGCAUGUCCCAAGAAACUGUCACAGUCUUCAUUUUCACAGAUGUACUGGGUGACGUGGCCAACUCUUUGGCCAACGUUCAAUACGAGGACGGAAAGAAGAUUAAUGAAAUCUGGAAGCAGAUCUUGCAAUGUGUUCAAGGCUUUGGUAUGGCACGUAACAAAGCGGACAAAAAAGCUACAUCACCCCUGGAAUCAUGAUAACAAGAUUUAGCUAAAGAUCAUCAUGGGCAAUAAUGGAUCGGUUUCAAUAAAGCUUGUUCUGUAGACUCUAAAAUGUUGUUGAACCCAGAUCAUUCCAAACCUGUGUCGUGCAAUCAG
This is a messenger RNA of Tigriopus californicus, 1880 nucleotides long. RefSeq names its product sorting nexin-8-like. Gene Ontology annotation, biological process: retrograde transport, endosome to Golgi. The record is from RefSeq and is a predicted model, not a curated record. Gene Ontology annotation, molecular function: phosphatidylinositol binding. The transcript is spliced from 5 exons. Bases 549 to 1760 code for a protein of 403 amino acids. NCBI's taxonomy places the organism in Eukaryota, Metazoa, Arthropoda, Copepoda, Harpacticoida, Harpacticidae.